CAUGUCCCGGCCGCCGCAGCGGCUGGAUCGCCGGCAGGAGCUGCCCCGGCUGCCCAGCCCGGCGGAGCGCGGAAUGUGCAACCUGGGAAAUGUUAUUGUGAUCUGAUUAACUUCAGCAAGUGUAUUCUGGACUGAAUUUGCCAGGCCUCCUAUUCUGUGCAACCAUCUCUCCUGCUGGUGACGAGGUUUCUUAGCAAGACCAGACGGAGCUCAGCCUUCCACCAUGCCUGUGCCUCCCCCUCCAGCUCCCCCUCCACCCCCAACUCUUGCCUUGGCAAAUACUGAAAAGCCAUCCCUGAGCAGGUCAGAACAAGCAGGGCGAAAUGCUCUAUUAUCUGAUAUUACCAAAGGAAAAAAGCUGAAGAAGACUGUUACUAAUGACAGAAGUGCUCCGAUUCUAGACAAACCCAAAGGACCUGGUGGAGGCGGCGGCAGUGGCUUUGGAGGAGGUGGUGGCGGCGGUGGUGGUGGUGGUGGCAGCUUUGGUGGUGGUGGCCCACCUGGCCUUGGAGGCCUUUUCCAAGCAGGAAUGCCAAAGCUAAGAUCUGCUGCGAGUCGAGAUGCUGAUGCCGGGGCCGCCCGCCCGCCCGCCCUGCCGCCCGGAGGCCGCUCCGCAGCCCCCAAGCCCUUCUCUCCGCCGAGCGGCCCGCCGCGCUUCCCGGGGUCGCCCUCGGGGCCGAGGACCGCUGCUCCCGAGCCGCAGAGGAGCCGCAUGCCGCCGCCGCCCCGGCCCGACGCCGGCUCCAGGCCCGAGGCCGUGCCGCCCCCGGUGCCCAGCACGCCCCGGCCGAUCGCCUCCAGCCUGCACAGCAGGGGCUCGCCGCCGGUGCCGAGCGUGAGCCGGCAGCCCAGCCUGGGGCCGUCGCCCCCGCCCUUCCCGGGCAGCCGGAGCGGGGGGCCAGCGGGGCCCAUCCGGCAGCCCGGCCCCAGCGCCUCGCCCGCCUUCUCGGGCCGGCCGCCGCUGCCGCCCACCCCGGGCCGGCCGGUGGAGGACAAGCCGCCGCCCCCGCCGCCCCCCGCCGGGCACCGGCCGCCCUCGGUCCGGGAGGCGGCCCUGCCCCCGCCGCCGCCGCAGAACAGCAAGCCGCCCGUGCCCUCCGCCCCCCGGCCCGCCCUGGGCGCCCCGGCGCCCCCGCCGCCCCCCAGCAGGCCGGGGCCGCCCUCUGUCCCUCCCGUCCCCGGCGGCAGCGACGAGAUGCCGCGGCUGCCCCAGAGGAAUAUCUCGCUGGGGUCUUCGCCGGCGGCUGGCGGCUCGGGGGGCCGCUCCGGACCCCUGCCCCCCCCGCCCAGCGAGAGGCCCCCGCCGCCAGUCAGAGACCCCCCCAGUCGCUCAGGCCCUCUCCCACCACCUCCUCCCAUAAGCAGGAAUGGAAGCACUUCAAGGGCUUUGCCUGCUACUCCUCAGCUGCCCUCCCGGCCAGGGCUGGACACCCAGAGAGGUGGACCACGAGUGCCUCUUCCCCCUGACCGGCCGGGCUUGGCAGCGCCGCCACCGCCACCACCGCCUUCAUCAGCUGUCAGAAACGGCUUCCAGGAUCCAGGGGAUGAUGAAUGGGAAAGCAGAUUUUCUUUUCAUCCUAUAUCCGAUUUGCCACCUCCAGAGCCAUAUGUACCCAUGAACAGAAGUUAUCCCAGUAAACUAGCAAGAAAUGAAAGUAGAGGUGGUUCUGGCAGAAAAGAGAGAGGUGUCCCCCCGCUUCCGCCUAUACCAAGGUGAAAUGGAUUCUGGCCCAUCUUCGGGCAACACCUGUUUUCAAGUUUCCUUCGAGUCAGCUCUCCUGUCUACAUCAUUGGAAAGUUGUCUGUUUUGCUUUAUUUCCACUUUUGGCUGUCAGCUGGAACAAACUUCAGUCUCUAUUACAGAAGUAAUAGAUGCAGCUUAUGAACUAUCGUUGCUCAAAGCUAUACAUUUUAUUUGCUUAUGCUGCAGGCUGUCAUGAAAGACGUUUUGUGGACCAUACACAACAUACGUGCAUCAUGUGUCCAGCUCUGUCCCCUCGAGAGCUCCACAGGAGGUCUGGCUUUGAAUAUAAUGAGAGCUGGACAAAGCUGUUUGAUUCACUUUGGGUACAGUGGCUGUACUAUUUGAAUGACGAAGUACAAUCUAUUUUCUGUUUAAAAAAACAGUUGCUGGGGAAAACCAUGUAGCAAAGAGUCCCCUGGAUCCUUCUGUGCAUGUCUAACUUGGCCCAUCUGCUUCUGCAAGCUAUAGACCUACUACACGGUGACCAAGAGUUCAUCCUAAGCCUUUUCACUUCAGCUUAGCCAAGCAAAUCUUAUUUUACACAAUAGAUAGAACAUCCUGCCUCAAGGAUGCAGUAUGUCUGGCCUUGUUUUUAACUGUGGAGAAUCUUCCAAAGAAAAGCACAAGUGAAAAAUUCAGCAGCAUAAUUUUUAUAUCUUUUUUUUAUCCAUCUUCCCUUUUUAAUAUAGUGUUAUGCGUGUAGUACCUAAUUCUUUCCUACUCUGAUGUGGACCAACCUACAGUCAUCAGUGUCCUGGGUUAUUGUCAUGCCCUCUGCCUGAGACUACAUGCCAAGACUCCUCAGAAUUGGUCUUGGUGCAAAUGCAGCAGUUACUGUAGCUGCAGGCUCCUCCUGUGAGGCAUUGCUGACACCAGUGCUUCCCAGCCUGCUUUGCAGUUGGUUUCUUAGGUACAAUUAAAUGAUAGGUUUGACUUCCUGGGGCUUAGGUGACAAGUCUCAGAGAGAGUGUUUUUGACUUGUGUUACAGUAGAGCAGCUGAGGUAAAAAUGUGUAAGUGAAAACCCUUUGAUGUAGCAAAGGAGGUCUGGGGUUUUUGUGUUCAAGUGGGAGCAUCAGCUCCAGACUUUGCUGUUUGCACUGGUUCAAGAGAAAUGGGAAGAUUUGGCCUUCUGAGUUUACCAUGAAGCCUGUCCCUUCAAACUUUGCUGAAAGGAGUCUCUGCAGAGAGCUGCAAGGCUUACAUUAAUAGAAUAGAGUGUGAAGUAUCCUAACAUUGUGACAAUUGAUUAAUAUGUUUAAUUGCUUUUUAAUUUUUUGUGUGAGAAAAGAGUUUAUUGUAUGAGCACAUUCUACAAAUGUAUCUUAGCACAUACAAAAUGCUAUUGGAAGUUAGAGAAAGAUUAUAAUUCUGAAUUUGAAAUAUUGCUGAAUGAUAGCUCUUUGCUAAUUGAACUUUUGAAGGUUAGCUUUGAAAAAUACCUCUUCUGUUUCUCCAACAAUUUCUGUUUCUUUAAUGUCCUCCUUGGGAUCCCUACCAAGCCUGUAUCAGCAGCACUGCUCAAAAAAAAAA
This is a messenger RNA of Apus apus (common swift), 3276 nucleotides long. RefSeq names its product WAS/WASL interacting protein family member 1 (gene WIPF1). The transcript is spliced from 9 exons. The coding region runs from base 224 to 1717 and encodes 497 amino acids. The record is from RefSeq and is a predicted model, not a curated record. Gene Ontology annotation, molecular function: actin binding. NCBI's taxonomy places the organism in Eukaryota, Metazoa, Chordata, Aves, Apodiformes, Apodidae.